AAGGGAAAUAUUUGUUGGAGUCCCGAUGGUGAGACGGUCCGUGGUGGGCGUGCGGUGACUGCAGUGUUGACAAACAUGGAGGAGGGUCCGCAGGGCUCGGGUGGUGGACGGGCGGGCAGCUUCAGUAGCCUCUACCUCUCCAUGGAAGAUAACCAGUCUAGUCGAGCUGCCUCCACCUCCACCACAGCCUCAACUUCCACAUACGCUAGUGAUGAGCCCACAGACCUCCCUUACCAGCAUGCCAACACUAGCAUUGCCUCAGAACCUGCCACCCCAUCACCACAGUCCCUCAAUGAAGGCAGCUCCUCCACCAGCUUCAUGACCAGCAGUUGGGAGAUGAACUACCAUGAGGCUGCAAUAUUUCUGGAGGAAGGAGAGAACAAUGACAAAUUCAACAGUCAUCCACGGGACCGUUCUGCCCUGCCAGCCUACCUGGUGACACACAAUCACUGGUUCUACUCCCUUGACCUGUUUGCUGCCCUGCUCCUGCUCUCCCUUGCCACCAUUGAGCAGCCUGCAGUCUUCCAUGGAGUCCCAGUGGGGGUUCAUGCCUCUAUAGAGCUCUUUGGUCUCUUCCUAGUCGGCAUCUCCAUUGUGAUGCACUUACGUUGGCUGGGACCACGCACUUACCUCACUCACAAGCGCUCUGCCGUCAAGCUGGUGACAUGGAUUGUGAUGCUCAUUGAUGCUGUGGUAGUGAUCAGCAGGAAUAAGACCCAUUUCCGCGUGACUCGAGCCCUGCGUCCAAUCUUCAUGGUAGACAACAGAUACUUGGGAGGAGUGCGCAGGUUUCUGCGGCAGAUCCUACAGUCAGUGCCACCCAUAAUGGAGAUAAUGGUCAUCCUGUUUUUCAUCCUGCUUAUCUUUGCCACCCUUGGGUUCUACCUCUUCAGCCCCAACCAGAAGGAUCCGUACUUUUCCACCUUUGGCCAGGGCUUUGUUUCCCUCUACGUCCUCCUCACCACUGCAAACUAUCCCGAUGUGAUGAUGCCAGCUUAUGCUCAGAGCAAAUGGAGUGCUGCAUUCUUCAUAGCCUUCCUGAGUGUUAGCCUGUAUUUCAUCAUGAACCUGAUGCUUGCUGUGGUGUUUGUUGUGUUCAGUGACAUAGAGAAGGAGAAGUUCCGCAAGUUGUUAGUGCACAAGCGCAGGGCAUGUCAGUAUGCAUUCCGCCUCCUGGUCACCUGCUCCCGGCCUUCCCACAUCAGCUUCAAACACUUCCGGGGCCUCCUUAAGUUCUUCAGGCCGGGCACAGGUGACAAAGACACAUUCCUCAUCUUCAAAGCUCUGAACCGCUCUGAGACUGGAAUGCUUAGCCUCAAUGAGUUCUACAGCAUUUAUGACAUGUGUGGGUACAAGUGGAGGACCAAGGAACCACCUCUCCCAUGGUUCAAUGCAUUGCCAGGCCCCAUCCGUGGCUGCUGCUACCUCAUUCGACGACUGGUUACAUGGAAGUGGUUUGAUUAUUUUAUCUACUGUAUCAUCAUCCUCAACGCUAUGGUGCUCAUCACACACACCAUUAUGCUGUCUACUGCCAACAUCUCCAUCACCCACGACCUGCAUGUCACCUGGGACCAGAUCAUGGUGGUGUCCAUAUAUGCGGUGGAGGCGUUACUCAAGAUAAUUGGACUGGGGCCAUGGAAAUACUUCCAUUCUGGCUGGAAUGUGUGGGAUUUCAUCAUCACUGUGCUGGCCAUAGUGGGCAUUAUAGCUGAGCAGUUCUCUGACUCUUUCUUCUACAUUGUCAUCUUAAGACCUUUGAGAUUACUGAGGCUGUUCAGGGUAAGGAAGAGGUACCACGCUGUAUUCCAAACACUGGUCAUCCUCCUGCCACGCAUCUGCUCUGCCAUCAUCAUCAUCAUCAUCACCUACUACUUUUUUGCUGUGGUGGGCAUGGAGGUGUUCUCGCAGUAUGACAUGAAGAACUGUUGUGUGAACACCACUGUGGAGCAGUUCUAUAAGGAUGACAACACCACCCUGUAUCCUGACUAUUAUUACCUCAACAACUUUGACAACAUCUUCAUGGCUGGCGUCACUCUCUUUGAGCUCACUGUUGUCAAUAACUGGUUCAUCAUCAUGGAAGGAUACGUGGCAGUGACGAGUGAUUGGUCAAGGCUGUACUUCAUGAUAUUUUAUCUGGUGAUGAUGGUGGUGAUGUCAGUGGUGGUGGCCUUCAUCCUGGAGGCCUUCACUUUCCGAAUGGAGUACAACCACACAGUGAUGGAGGAUGCAGAUGGAGAUGAUAACACAAUCCGUGUUCGAGUUACUUUGAAGAAGGACGACUUGGAGGCCGUCCGUAACACCAUAUUUGAUCCUCGUGCCCUCCAGCAGCUCACCUCCAUCUUUGAGAAUAAGGAGUCUGUGGCUUUUGAGGGUGUGGGACAGCGGACCAAAAUUGUGCUGCAGCGGAGGAUGUACCGCGAUGAAAUCCCAGUGUGGAUAUCCCAAGCAGAUCGUGAUAGUGAGUACAGCCCUGAUCUUCCAGGCUGCAGCCAGUCACCGAUCAUGAAUGGAAGUGAAGCCAUCCCCACCACCAGCCCGGUCAGUCACAGCUCACGGCGGGACACUCCACCAUCAUUCCUUGGCUCCCUCAAUCCUAAUGGUUCCGUGGAGGGCAGCAGCAGUAUACUUAACACAUAAGGCAUCAAUAGUAUCUUGAGAAUACUGCUAGAAAAUACAACUGAUCCCACCUGAAUACUUUCCUCAAGGGUGUGUAUUGUACGUUGUGUUGUGAAUGAUACUAAUUCAAAGUUUGAUAAAAUUGCUUUACCUGUAAUCUUGGAGGACCAUUAAUCAUUGACACUAAGUACAAUUUGCUGAAUAUUCCACUGAUAUUAUUUAUAUAUACUUAAUACAGAUUUCCUUGUCCAUGCACAAAGUAUUUCGUGAUCUUCCAUAAUGUCAAAAAGUAUAAUGUGACUAGGUUUUUUAAGAGCACUGUGAUCAUUUUGUAUUUGCAGGAUUCUAUCAGAUGAUUAUUAUCACAUUUUAGGGAUAGAAUUGCACUUUUCUAGGAGGCUAUUGGGAGUCAGAGAACUAAGGUAUCUGAACUGAAAAACCUGACUCUAAUUUUAAGGAAAUUUGGUAUUUCUCACUUGCCCGACUUAACUGACUCGGUGAAAUGGUGGACUGAAGAGUAGGAUUUAUUUGAUCAAUAUCAGAGAAUAUAUCUAUUUUUAAAACCAGUUGUUGAUCUGACUGUUGCCAUACUCUCCGUCCUUAGUGAUCAGAAGUGGUGUAAUGUAGGACACUUUGCUGAAUGGGCUUUCAUGUGAUGUCAGCAGGAGUGUGACUGUUUGACUGUGUGUAUGAGUGAUGUGUUGCUGAGAACUUUAAUACAAAUGCUUUUCUAUUUGAUACUGAGAAUUGUAGUUACAUUGUUUACUCUCAGAUGUUUAUAUAUUUUUGACAUUGAUGGUGGUUAAUUGAUUGACUACUCAUGCAAUGUUAGAAAGUUCCUUAAAGUUGUGAUAUUUCUUGACCAAAGUUGUAUUUUGUUUAAAGAAGAUGUACAUACUUUCUCAUUAGAGUAAAGGCACUGUGUCAGCAUGUUGCUGCUCAUAGUAAUCAGAUGUAAAGGCCCACAUAUUACAAAGAAAUAUUUUGUACAUUAAACUUUAAGGCAAACAUGAUCAAGGCAGCAUCAUGCUCAUGGUAAAACAUGGUAAAGCAGAUAGAUGAAUUUACUCAAGACUUUUAUAUUAAGUAGGAUGGUGAUAUUCUGAUGGAGAUGUAGAAUUAGGAUACAUAAUCGUCAUUGAAAUUAGCUAUUUAUGAUCUGUCUGGCUAUCUCUACAUAUACCAGUCUGAUCUCCUUAUCAAAGGGUUAGCAGGAACCUGGUGUCCAAACACAAAAUCACAGAUAAGAAGCUCAAUUAUACUUGUGACAACCAUGUUAACGUGAACUGGCUGUUCUUAAAUAGAGAUGUUUAUUGGCUGUGGCUUGUCAUGUGCAAAGUCUUAAUGUUUAGUAUUGAGGAUGUGUACAGCUCAUUUCUAUCAACCAGUUUAUAAAUAAUAUCAGGAGCCAGGUGCUCAUCAUUGGAGAGCAUUUUUGUCUACUAAUAUUCAAAUGUUGUUGCACUGAGGUAGUAGAUGGGAGGCCAGUAGGAAGUGGUCCCUGCGGCUCACAAAUUUUUAUUUUGCUUGGAGGAAAGCAUCUCAAGUUAAACCGGAUCUUUCAUGUUUCUUGCAAAAGAUUUGUUGAUUGUAUUGAUUCUGUGCAUAUAUAUA
Molecule: messenger RNA, 4230 nt
Organism: Portunus trituberculatus (swimming crab)
Lineage: Eukaryota; Metazoa; Arthropoda; Malacostraca; Decapoda; Portunidae
Product: two pore calcium channel protein 1-like
Exons: 16
Coding region: 76-2637 (853 amino acids)
Biological process (GO): monoatomic ion transport; transmembrane transport
Cellular component (GO): endosome membrane; lysosomal membrane
Molecular function (GO): voltage-gated channel activity; monoatomic ion channel activity
Source: RefSeq, a predicted model, not a curated record